Aspergillus caelatus is the source of this 1098-nucleotide messenger RNA. Its product is annotated as aryl-alcohol dehydrogenase. The record is from RefSeq and is a predicted model, not a curated record. The transcript has 5 exons. NCBI's taxonomy places the organism in Eukaryota, Fungi, Ascomycota, Eurotiomycetes, Eurotiales, Aspergillaceae. The coding region runs from base 1 to 1098 and encodes 365 amino acids.
AUGACCACUCCCUCUGCGCCACAUUCUACCUUGAGACGGCAUCGCCUUCUGGCCCCAUCAGCGGCCGUCUUGAACAGCCCAAUCUGUCUAGGAAGCAUGGCUUUCGGCGACGCCUGGAAGUCUGGAUUGCUCGAGUGUAGCAAAGCAACGACCUUUCAGAUUCUGGAUCACUUCUAUGAGAUGGGUGGAAACUUCAUCGACACUUUCGCUCAGAGCGAGACAUGGAUUGGCGAAUGGAUGAAAGACAGCCCGAACCGUCGAGACGAGAUGGUCAUUUCUUCAAAGUAUGCAGAGGACUGGAAAACAUAUUCUGGGCCUGAGCUCAUCCAGAAACUCCAAACCACGUACAUCGAUCUGCUGUACGUUCACUUCUGGGACUACAUUAGUACGGCCGAAGAGAUGAUGAUCAGUCUCAAUGUACUCGUUAACCAAGGCAAGGUGCUUUAUCUUGGCAUCUGUAACACCCCUGCAUGGGUCGUUGUCAAAUGCAACGAAUUUGCGAGGCGUCAUGGCAUGCGACCUUUCAGUGUCUACCAAGGAUGGAGGAGUGCUGCGGAUAGAGAUCUCGAGCGUGAUAUUCUACCUAUUUGUAAGGCCGAGGGCAUAGCGGUGGCACGAUGGGGUCUGCUUCGAGGUGGAUAUUUCAAACCGCACCACCACCAACCACCACGCGUGGGCGACCAUGGGCGGACCACUCAGUCACUCACAGUAGGAAGAGAGGCGAGAGUGUCUUUAUCCCUAGAGAAAAUUGCCAAACCUAGAGAUCUUCCUUUGACAUCCAUCGCGUUAGCCUACGUCUCGCAACUCCAAUCUAACAUUGAGGCGCUGAAAAUUGCGCUGUCCAAGGAAGAGAUUGCUACGAUCGACCAGGCUGAUGAAUUUGAUGUUGGGUUCCGCCACAAUCUGAUGUCGGGACUGAAACCACAUGGCCGAGAAGAUAAAUUGCUCGCCAAAAUCAGAGGCCCAUUUGAUUUCCUGGAAGCCGCAAAGCCAAUUUUGACCGUAUCAUAUUUUCUGAGGCUCUUUGUCGGGGAGAACUUGGGUAGAUGGCCGAGAUGGGGUAUUGGUGGUUGGCAAUGGAAAAACUGUCACCGCUGA